Molecule: messenger RNA, 13963 nt
Organism: Xyrichtys novacula (pearly razorfish)
Lineage: Eukaryota; Metazoa; Chordata; Actinopteri; Labriformes; Labridae
Source: the annotation of a GenBank genome assembly
ACUCACAGAGGUUGGUGCUGACUGGGGGACCACAGCACAGCUUCCACUCACUGCAGCUGACAACAUGAAACCAAAAUAACUGCACAUAAAGGGACAUGUAUGGUGUUUAAACUGAAAGAGGUUUCCUUUUUUUUCCUUUUAUGAGAAGCUUCAUAAUUCUACUUUACCCCUAUAGGAUGAAUUCAUAAAAUGUACUCACAGUGGAGUAAAUUUAAUGGGUGUUUUUUCACACUUUAAUCCGCUUGUACUCAUGCUGGAAGUGUUUGUUUGGAGGCAUUUUAUUUGUGUAGGAUGUUGAACGCUACAACUGAGGCUGCAGCAAAAAAAAAAAAAAAAAGUGACGGACCGACCCCUGAUUGGACAACCAAUCGGGCUCCUGGCCAAUCACGUGCCCCUCUCUGGGAGGGGAAAACCCAUCGUAAAAAUAAUUUGCCACUUGUUCGACGUUUUCGGUUUGACUGUUGGCGCAAUUUAUUCCCUCAAAUUUUAAUCUUUCCUUCCUCUUCACUUCUGUAUGAUAUUGGAUUUUUCUAUCUCGGAUUUUGGAGCCUGAAUUCAUUUUGAAACGCAUAUUAACAUUUUAUCCUUACAUAUCAUCUGCUGUACUGGAGGUUUACCUGAACCUGACAUGAAAAUAUCUCAUUGAAGAGACUGGACUUAAGCAUGGAUGUGUGGUGGCGAAUCAUGUUGAUAUGUCUGACACUAUCAUGGAGGCUACAAACAGCAUCAUCAUCCCAAACUCAUGACGGUAAGAGGAUUUAUCAUCCUGUUGUCAGUCUUGCACUUUUACUAAAUAUGUCACUGUCAGAGGCUGAUGUAUUUUUUUUUUAUUCUGUAGGCCUGACUUUACAGUCAACAGAAAUAAUUAGUUUGGAAUUCUGUCUUCUUUAUUCAAACUGUAUAAAACAGUCAAAUGUUUAAUGCUAUCUGGGUUUAAGAGGCCGAUAUGUUUACCCUUGUGUCUUCUUUCCUUUUUCUCAGACCAAACAGUACUUACUGUGCUCUCUUCAGAGAGCCUUUGAAUUGUUGAUACUGGGCUUUAAUCAAGGUCCCUAAUGCUGCUGUAUAUCACCACUUUAUGUGCUCUUAGAUGAGUGGGAGCAACUGAGGAGGCAGGGCUUUAAUGUUGCGUGUAUGGCAAUGACCCCAGUUGUAAAAAGCUACAGAGAACAUUUGGUUCUGUUCAUGCUGAUUCGUCCAAUCUGUUGAUUGUUGUUGUUUUGGUUCACAGUGAAAUCCUCUUCUUAUUUUCUUUUAACUUUUACUGCUUUAGUUCUGCAGAUGUGUAAAUACAUGCAUGUAAAUAAUGACCCCAGCUUUGUCAGAAAGGUUGUGGAAACAUGGAGGAACAUUUGUGAUGAUGAGUGAAUGGAUGAAGGUAUGGAUGUUACCCUCAAAUAUCUACAACUGAAAUAGAUGUAUUCAACUCAAAGCCAGAUUUUUGAUGUCACUGGAACAUACCAUUUAUGCACCUGCACAUCCACACUGCAAAUAGGACAUUUGACUCCUGCUGGCUGCUGCAGGUGUGUAAUCUAUGUACAUUAAGAGCCAGUACACUGGUUUUGUUGCUCAGUACGAGAUGGUGUGUAUAUCUCCUUCCGUCCACGAUAUUUCCCUUCCCUUUGCCAGAAUGUCCCACUCACACAUGCCCCAUUGUCUGUUGGUAUGAUCUCAGCCACGCAGACCCCUCAGACACACACACAGACGCACUGUCUGUCAGUGCAUCACUCUUCACUCACUGUGACACACUGUCCACAUUUAUAACUUUAUCACAAUAGAGCACUUUGUGUGAGAAAAGCCCUGCUCUCCUAGACCCCUGGCCUUCUACUCCAUCAGCCUCAGGCCUGGACUGCUUCAUGUAAGCAGCAGGGUUACAGCCAGCCCGCUUUCACUCUGCAACAUUUCAAACUCUACAGCCAACACAGCAGUAAACAGGGCACCAGGAAGACCAAACCCAUAUACACUGCAGAGAAAAUAAACAAGAUUAUCGUGCUCAAACAUUCACCAUCUGGUUUUCUUUGAGGGACUCGAGUGUUUUUGCAUGUUUAACAUUUUGAGCCAUAAGUUAUGAGAGAAUCAAUUUUCUGCAUGCCAUGUUCAUCAUACUCUUUCUUUCGACUACUUAAGCCAUCAGUUUCAGUAUCAGCCAUGUCAAUAAUGUCAGUCUUGACACUUAAAGUUGUGCCCUACAUUAUUGUCUGUAUGAACUUAGCUCUCUGAAAAUUGUGGCUGCAUCGUAUUGAGAUUGGCAUUGUUGUGAUUCCAGUGUAACAAUGACAAAACAUGAUACAGGAUGUACUUUGUGAUGGUUUAGACAACCCAAACAAGUUCAAACCUCUGACUAUGUGAUUCAAAAGUGAACAGAAACCUUUGACCUACUCAAAAAAUUAGGGAAAUAAUUCCAAAUCUAAAAAAAUUUUUUAUCAGUGUUUCUAAGCACAUGUGUUGGCACUGUAGCUUAGCAAGAAAAGAUCCAAUAAUCAGUCUUUGGAGUCCAUGUUUUCAUUAAACCUAAUGUGUCUCUCUUUCCUUUAUAUAUCAGUGGUCUGUCCUGGCACACAGAAUGGCCUGAGCUCCACAGGUUCCCAGGAGAACCAGUACAACCUGACCAAGGACCGCUAUACUGGCUGUGAGAUCAUCAUGGGAAACCUGGAGAUCACUCAGAUUGAGAGUAACUGGGACUUCUCCUUCCUUAAGGUAAAACUCCUCCUCCUUUACUCUUCAUUUUUACCAAUCUUUACACACAAGUUGUGAAAACGCACUCCUCUUUUUCCCCGCAGACAAUCCGUGAGGUGACUGGCUACGUCCUCAUUGCUAUGAACCACUUUCAGGAGAUUCCUCUGGGGCAGCUACGAGUCAUCAGAGGAAACAGUCUCUAUGAAAGACGCUUUGCUCUGUCUGUCUUCUUGAACUACCCGAAGGACGGCUCCAACGGCCUGCGGCAGCUCGGGCUUGCAAAUCUUACAGGUUAGGGAAAAUGAAAGAGAGUCAAAGAGAGGGUUUGUCAGUAAGCAUGGACUAAACACGAGCUGCUUACAUUUGAAAUAAAUCUAACAAAUAGAACUUCAAUCCUCUGCAGUAUGCCCAAAAUAUUGACCCUGUUAUUUGUUGGCUGCUGUCUGUAGUGUUACUGUAAUAUCUUUAAAGGAUAUCCUGUCUGCCCUCUGUCUCCUACAUCAUUUCUCGCCCACUACUGCACAGAGAUUCUGGAGGGAGGAGUUCAGAUAAUCAACAACAAGUACCUGAGCUAUGGCCCCUGGAUCUUCUGGCAAGACAUAAUUCGGGACAACAGUGCUCCCAUUGACAUCCAGUACAAUGGAGAGAGAGGUCUGUGAUAGCAAGUUUUCAUUAUGCAGCCAAAUUACUUGGAGAUUGUCUUUUUAAUGAGCACUGCCUCUCUUUUUGAUCUUUCUCUCUGCCAGGCCCAUGCCACAAAUCUUGUGGAGAUUACUGCUGGGGGCCAAAUAAGGACCAGUGUCAGAUCUGUGAGUGCCCAAUUGUUCAGAUUUUCUCUCUGUGUUUAUCUCUUCCCCUCCACCCUUUCUCUCAGAGAAUGCCUCUCUUCAUACACACAGAAAUACACAGAGGGAGAGUGAUGCACACACAAAGACACAACACACACAUACUGGUGACCUCUGUUCAACCCUGUCUCUCCUGUCUGUCUCAGUGACUAAGACGGUGUGCGCCCCGCAGUGUAAUGGUCGCUGUUUUGGGACGAGCCCGAGGGACUGCUGUCAUAUAGAGUGUGCAGCGGGCUGUAAAGGCCCUCAGGAUGUGGACUGCUUCGUGAGUACUCCAUGUUUGCCUCUCUGCAGGAAUUCACUGAUAAAAUGCUUCAGUAUGCUCUGACAGUGUAGUAUGGAAAUCCCCUUGCAGAUGCUUGGUACAUGCCCACUCUCAACCCCCUUCAUUUGUUCCUAUUCCAGUCUGUAUUCUGCGCAUACUCUACAAACUGAUCUCAAACUCCUUUGGCAAUGCACCUUAAUUUUCAAAACAUGCUGCAAAAAAAUAGCAAGAGUGCCGAUUUCUUGUGAUUCAUUCUCUUAUUUGGAUCGAUAUGGUUGGAUUUUUAAAUAGCACAGCUUGUGAAUGUGGUAGUUCAUUAGGGAUGGGAGAAAAAAAUCAAUUCACAGAAGUAUCGUGAUUUUUUGUUUUACAAAUUUUAAAUUGAUUUUUAUGUUCAAAAAUAGAUUUUUUCGUUUUUCAAACUUAAGAAUAAAUCUUAAAAACUGACUUACAUGUAAUGUGUAUUUUGGGGGGAAAUAUGGUUCCUGGAAUAGUCCGUAGACAAUCAUAAUCAAUUAACUAUUUAACUGAUGUUAAAAAUGCAGACUAAACAUCGAGAAAAUCAACAAUAUCGUAGAAUAGCAAUUUAAAUCGGCAUCCAAAAAAUUAUAGAAGAAUCGAAUCAGGAGAAAAACAUAUCGUCCCAGCCCUAUAAUUCAUUGCCACGGAAUUCAAAAUCAGACAGACAGCCUGGAUAGUUAACGAGCUAUAGGAGUUUACUGCCUUGCUAAUAGCCGUAAAGCUGAUCUCAGGACAGCACUGCUUUGAUAUGGGAUGCUUAAUCGCAGUGCUACAGUGCUAUUGCUAAGAAGGUAUUAAGUUCAUCAUGUUCACCAUCUUUGUUUUGUGUUUUACUAUGUUGGCAUGGUAACACUUUAUAUGAACUCACAGUUUGUAAUCCACCAUAAGCACAUGUACAAAACCAUAUAAAUGCAUCUAAAAAACCUUAGAACAACCCUUAUAAGUGCUUAUAUUAACAGUUAUGAAGUGCUACACACUAUUAACCCAGAUAAAAAUUGAGGUAACUUAAAUUUUUUAACUAAUGAAGCAUUAGUUGAGUAAGUGAACUGGACUGCCUUCAAUGAACUUGAAGCUCCUAAUGGAAUGGAAUAGAACAUUUAAGUUGAAUGUACUAAUAACCAGGUUACAGUAACUGAAGAUACUUAGUUUAAACAAUCAUUCCUCACCCAUUUAAUUAACCUAGCUUGUUUAGUAAGCAUUACUCCAUCACCAAUUGCAGAUGGCAUAAUACUUGAUAAAGGAAUGGUUUAUAAUGCAGCAUACUUUAACACAAUUCAGCAUUAAAACAAAGUUCAUCUUGGGUAAAUGUGCUUCAGAUUUUGAUUUGUACUAAAUGAAACACCACCUGAUCACUAGACUUUCUUUGAAGCCCAGGCAGGCAGGCAAAGAUGUGGCUACGACAUGAUGGAGAACAAAAUAGUGUUGGAUUGAGUAAGACAGCCACCACUGUUACAGACUCCUCUGGGAUGAUUCAUGAACCAUUUACUAAGUUAUCCACAAUGGACAUGGGUGGUUGCAAAGAAAUUGCUCGUAUGUAAACAUCUGUAAGUGUUUGUUUGUUUGUGUGUCUGUGUGUAGGCGUGCCGUCAUUUCAACGACUCUGGAGCCUGUGUGCCUCAGUGUCCCCAGACUUUGAUUUACAACAAGCAGACAUUUCAAAUGGAGACAAACCCAAAUGCCAAGUAUCAGUACGGCUCCAUCUGUGUCUCCCAGUGCCCCAGUGAGUGACUCUUCUUUUCCGCUGCCUUUUCAGACUCAAUCUGUUUUCCUCUGAGAUUUUAUACAAGUUGAUGUUGGUUGCAGAGCUGUAAUGCAUGAAACUCUAGUGGCAAACCACAUGUCAUUUCUGGUCUUGAAUUAUGCCACUUAUACUUGUAUUUCUCUUGGAUUUCACACUGUCUUUAUUCUCUUCUGGUUUUAGCCCAUUUCGUGGUGGACGGCAGCUCCUGUGUGAGUGUUUGUCCUCCAGACAAGAUGGAGGUGGAGCGAGAAGGCCAGAGGCAGUGUGAGCUCUGCAGCGGCCUUUGCCCAAAAGGUUGACACCAAGAAACAAUUUCUACUUCUUACACACUGAUUUCAUUUGCCACUCUCCGGGGCUAAUGUUGAAGUUUGCUGUUCUCUCCAGUGUGUGAAGGUACUGGGGCUGAACACAGACAGACUGUGGACUCAAGUAACAUCGAUAGCUUCAUCAACUGCACCAAGAUCCAGGGCAGCUUACACUUCUUGGUCACAGGGAUUCUUGGGUAAAAGGCUUCAAUGCCAAGAUAAUCUCAGACUACAGUGUGUUACAGUGAUCCUGUUCUUAUCAUUUGUUUUUACUUCUUUAUAGUGAUGACUUUAAGAACAUCCCGCCGCUGGAUGCCAAAAAGCUUGAAGUUUUCCGCACUGUGAGAGAAAUUACAGGUUAGAGUUUACAGUCAAGUUUUAAAAGGAUUUUGGAUAAGACUUGAUUUUUACAUUAAUUUCUCACUGUUACAAUGAUAAUUCAGUGACAAGUUUUAAUAUUAUCUCUUUCUUUUACUGUUAGAUAUCCUGAAUAUUCAGUCAUGGCCAAAAGAAAUGCACAAUCUGUCUGUUUUUUCGAGUCUGACUACUAUACAAGGGAGGUCGCUCUACAAGUAAGUCUGAAAGUUGUUGAUGUAACAGUUGGGAAUGUUGCUUAAACAUAUAAAAUAAGCUUAAUUUUAUAUGAAGUAGAGUUUUUUUCAUUAAUAUAAGGGAAGCCUUGAUGAUUUGAUUUUCUGCUUCAAACCUCUGAUGCUGGUGCCUCAGUUAAAACAAAUAACCAUCUCUACUGGAUGUUGAGUUUGUUAUAUAACUAUGUGUCAUUCCUGCUCUCUGGCUCACUCAACAUCUCGCUGUUUCUCUGCUCAGUUUUCUAAUCUGUGCUCUAUAUUCACACCUCAUGGUGCUUUGUGCUAACACAAUCUAACUUCUCUUCUCUUGCUUCAAAGCUGAGGACAGGUAAAUUAAUGUUCAUACAUGUGGUCUUUGUGCAACAGAUAUCAGUGCUACAAAACAACAUUUUGCUUCAUUUUUAGAGCUGAUUGGCAGAUACAGUUCAGUUUGGGUUUCCUAAUCUAUACUUACUUAUUCCGUUUCUCCUUCGUUGCCUCUGACUGAAGGCGUUUUUCUCUGAUGGUGAUGCGCAUCCCCACUCUCACCUCCCUGGGUCUGCGUUCUCUGCGAGAGAUCAGCGAUGGCAGUGUGUACAUCAGUCAGAAUGCCAACCUCUGUUACCAGCACACUGUCAACUGGGCACAGCUGUUCAGAGGCCGCAGAGUUCGAGUCAACAACCUCAGCAACAACAGGCCACUGGAAGAGUGCGGUGAGGCCACUGAAAUCAUCCUCUGUGAUAUUAGAGUUAUCUGUGUAUGUUGUCACAACAACAACAACAACAAUAAUAAAAACAACAUACUUCUAUUAGUCUGUUUGUAAAGGAUAGUUUUCUGGAUGCUUUUGUAACACUUAUAUGUGUGUGCACAGUUGCAGAAGGCUGUGUAUGUGACCCGCUGUGUUCAGACUCAGGCUGCUGGGGUCCAGGGCCUGACCAGUGUGUCUCCUGCAGGAACUACAGCCGAGGAGGCACAUGUGUUGGCAGCUGUAAUUUUUUCACUGGGUCAGUAAACAUGUUUGUGUUUCCCUUUUUUUGUGAAUUUGUGUAAUUUAUUUUAUCUAAAAUUUUUGGAAAAUUAUCUCUCAAGGGUACCUAGGGAGUUUGCCCAAUCUGAUGGUGAGUGUGUGGCCUGCCAUCCGGAGUGUAAGCCUCAGAGUGGGAAGGCGAGCUGUACUGGACUGGUAAAGACUUCAUUUGAUGUCGCACUGUUGCUGAAUCUCUUAGUUUGAAUCCUGACUUCCAUUUAGCCAUUUACUGUAUCUACUUACACUAAUUUUGAGUGCCAGCCUUACUUUGACUCAGAAGACUAAUAAAUGCUGCCUAAACAUCAUCUAAUUUUUAUUUGCCUUAAAAAGUACAACUUUGACUGCCAAAAUUUGGAGACAGAUUAUGAUCCUUAUCUUUUUACAACUUUUAAGUUUUUUUUAACCCAAGAAAACCAUCUGUCCAGAGUCAUAUGUAGAUUUCAUAUGUAAAGAAAUAUCAAUAUAAUUUGAUAUUCUGCCAUUCCUCUUCUAUUAUGUUAAAAAACAAUUAUACUGAGUAGCUACCAUCUUAUGUUACUCCUACUUUGUUAUCAUCAUGCAAAGGCAAAUAUCGUUAUUUACCUUUUCUCUCAAACUUCUGUCAUCCUCUCUUUUCACGGUCAGGGCUCAGACCAGUGUGAGGCCUGUGCCAACCUCCGAGAUGGUCCAUACUGCAUGUCCACCUGCCCUUCGGGAGUGAAUGAUGGUCAGAGGGGCCUCAUCUUCAAAUACCCGAACAGAGAGGGUCACUGUGAACCAUGUCACCACAACUGCACACAGGGGUGAGACUGGGCUCAGAACAGAAGUGUGUGUUUGUGUGUGUUCAUGUUUUCAGUGCAGCAGUAAUAAAAUCUGUGGCUGUUGAAGAUAGUGAGAAUUUGAUAAUGUGUUUCAGAUGCUCAGGCCCAGGACUAAAAGAUUGCUUAGAGGCAGCAAGACUGGCGGUUAGCAGGUGAGUAUUGCCCCCUGCUGGUGAUUAUAAAACACUACAAUGGUGUACGCUUGAGCAAAACGCAACCCACUGUGCUAUUAAAAGAACUUUAAAAAGCAGAGACAUGAGUCAGAUCAUAUUAAGAUUAAAUUGCCCCUGCUUCUGUUCCUGCUGUCUGAGGCUGUGGGAUUUUUUACUAAGAGGUCUGUAAACAGCCAAGAAAAGUAAAACUGUGUGUGAAGUCAUUGAUUAGUUACCAAACAAACAAAAAUCGAUCAAAACUUAGACGUUUUCACUUAACACUUUUGCACCUUUUUUCUUUUACUUGCAUUAUUCUUUUUAAUUUCUCUCAUUGGUUAAGUGUAGAUGGUUUGCUGCUGUUCUCAUAUGACACAGUAACAAGAGCUUGAACACUCAGAUGAUCUGACAUUCAGUUUUUAUUAAUUAGACCUCUUUGACUACAGUUUCUGAAUAGUUUGCCCCACACAAAUCUGUCUGUCUCUCUCUCUGCAGUGGUCAGAUCACAGGCAUUGCUCUCGGUGUCCCUGCCUGUUCAAUUUUCUGCCUGGUGUUAUUUUUCCUGGGCCUGCUCUAUCACCGAGGUCUGGCAAUCCGCCGCAAGAGAGCCAUGAGGAGGUACCUGGAGAGUGGAGAGGUGAGACCACCCUUCUUCAUGAGCUGCCAGAAGCUGCUUUUACUUCGAUUACUUCUCACAAUUGUUUUUAAGAGAAGAAAUAAAUCACGUGUGAAUGUUUCUUGUUUCUUGGCAGAGCUUUGAGCCACUGGGUCCUGGAGAGAAGGGAACAAAGGUUCAUGCCCGCAUCCUGAGGCCUUCAGAGCUGAAAAAAAUCAAAGCUCUUGGCUCAGGAGUUUUUGGCACAGUGAACAAGGUAUUUAUCAACCACAGUUUGUUUUGUUUUGUCUGCUGUACUUAUCUGUUCUUUAGAGUCAUGCAGAAGUAUGCCUACAAGUAAUUAUUUCACUGCUGCAAAUGUAAAUGUGUCAAAGGGUUUUUGGACUCCAGAGGGGGAGACAGUGAAGAUCCCUGUGGCCAUAAAGACCAUCCAGGACAGCUCAGGCCGACAGACCUUCACUGAGAUCACAGAUGUGAGAAUAAGAGUUUCUUUUCUACUGAAAGUCGCCACAACAUUAUAAAAAUACAAUUUUAUUUGUAGCCCAGAGAAAAAAUAAAUUGUCUAAAAAGUAUUAAGUGUUUGACAGCUAGCUUUUUGUGUAGCAUAUGCUAUCCAUGGGCAGCUUGGACCACCCCUACAUUGUGAGGCUACUAGGAAUCUGUCCAGGCCCCUCUCUGCAGUUGGUGACCCAGCUUAGCUCACAUGGCUCUUUACUGGAGCAUAUCAGGCAACACAAGACCAGUCUGGACCCCCAGCGCCUCCUGAACUGGUGUGUGCAGAUUGCAAAAGUGAGUCUGUGUGAGUUUUUAUGCUUCCAAAUGUUACGAAUAAGCUAUUGGAGCACAAACUCAGCAAUAAUACUGAUCUUUUUCCCAGGGUAUGUACUACCUGGAGGAGCACUGCAUGGUGCACAGAAACCUGGCUGCUCGCAACAUCCUGCUGAAGAAUGACUAUCAGGUCCAAAUCUCUGAUUAUGGAGUGGCAGACCUCCUGUAUCCUGAUGACAAGAAAUAUGUCUACACUGACACUAAGGUUGUCCUGAUUUAUCCAGUUCAGUAAAGUCACAUUUAAGAGGUUUUUCCAGAAACUCAGUAAGUUUGUACAACUUGUCUGUAACCUGUCUCCUAACACAGACUCCCAUAAAAUGGAUGGCCCUUGAAAGCAUCUUGUUUAGGAGAUACACUCAUCAGAGUGAUGUUUGGAGUUAUGGUGAGAGGCUGUGUGCCAGCGACUACAUUUCCUGCUUAAAGCUGCUGUCUGUGAACGUUGGCAGAGAGGUGUUAAAAACAUGGUGAAUCUCUUUCCUGACAGGAGUAACAGUGUGGGAAAUGAUGUCAUUCGGGGCGGAGCCGUAUGCAUCCGUGCAGCCGCAGGAAGUGCCAAGUCUGCUGGAGAAGGGCGAACGACUGUCACAGCCUCACAUCUGCACUAUAGAUGUCUACAUGGUCAUGGUUAAAUGUAAGUGUGACAAAAAGCUUUUACCAGACUGUUCAAAAAGGUCAGGGUCAGGACAGGCUCCUUGACAAAUAAGGUAAAAGAUAUUGAGCUCCCCUUUUGUUAUAAACUACCAACCGCCAUGUUUACAAAAGAAGCACAAUUCCUUUACUGUCACCAAAAUAGUUGAUGCCUUGGGAAUACAUAUUAAAUUUAACUAUUGUGCUUAUUCUGGCAAAUUUACAUUAAUGCACACUGCUAAAACACUGAUUAAUAUAAAAAUCAGUAUACCUAUAUACCUAAAAGUACUUUUCUUUAUUUCAUUUGAUUCAUCUAUAUGGGUUUAUUACAUGGCAGUCAUCUGAUCUAAGUGGAUAUUUAUUUUCAGCAAGGUGCAGGAAUUAUAAAUUCGCUUCAUCUUGCUCCUUUCCAGUCAUUGUAUUGGAAACAAAAAAAAAGGAUAAAAUGAAAAUAAAAUAAAAAAAAUCAUCAAAUAAACUUAAAAACUUAAAAAAGGUAUCAUUAUUUUAAUACUGAAAUGUGUCCAAAUACUUAUUUCAAUGCAGUGUUUAGUUUGUAGUUAUUUGAUACCAAAAAUGAAGUAAAUCACCACCUUUGCUCUGUUGCCAAAUGUGCCUCCUGAGUCAUUGUGUGCACAGUAGAGAUUUUGACAAACACUUUCUAUGAGUGUAAAUAUCUGCUUUAAACAUUAAACUGGAGGGUAUAGCUGCUGUCCUGCAAACUGUGCCCACCUAAAGGGUUGUUCCUGUUUUGACAGUAAGUUUAAUGUGUGGUUUGGUCCGCAGAAGGAGCUAAGAUGUCAGCACCUCUGUGGUAAUUUAGCAUUGCUUUUGCACAGUGGGAGGCUGCACAUGCUGUCAGUCUUUCUAUACAGUAGGAGGUGUUCACACACACAUACACACACAGACUUGAUCUAAAUUGUUGAACUUCCUCUCUCCAGGCUGGAUGAUUGAUGAAAAUAUAAGACCCACAUUCAAGGAGUUGGCAAGUGAUUUUACUCGCAUGGCAAGAGACCCGCCUAGAUAUUUAGUCAUCAAGGUACUGCUUCGAUUGUCAUUUAAUGCGCUAUAAAAUCUAUUGGCUGCUUACUCAAACCCCCUCUUUUUGUGUUAUUUGUUAGUCUGAAGGGGCAGAAGUUGCCUCAGGAGAGAUCCAUCGAAGAGAAUCAGAGCGAGGGCUUCUGGAGGCAGCUUUUGAGGACCAGGACGUGGAGGGGCUGGAGGACGGUUUCGAAACUCCUCCUCUGCAACACUCUCCGUCUUGGAGUCUGUCACGCUCACGGAUUAAUUCUUGCAGGGUAAAGAGAAUCACCUUAGACUUAUUUGAUACAGUUUGUGAACAUUUGGAGCAGAUCAGAAAAUACUGACUGACACUGUUUCCUCCUUGAUUUAUAGAGUGGCACCUCUCAAGCUGGACCAAUAGGAUACCUGCCAAUGACCCCCAGCCCUGUGGACAGCAUCCGCCAGGUGAUACAGACUCACACUCACACAAAUGUUUGAAGAGUGAUUUAUAGCCUACAGUACUGUGACAAUAACCAUGAAAAAGAGAGUUUACUGCCCAUUACUGCCAGCAGGUCAUUUCCUCGGGAAAUAAAACACAUAAAAUCUCAUCAUUCUGGUCUCGUGUGCCCCAUUUAUAAAUAACAGGAUUCACUUGUAUGAACUGACGCAUCAUUUCAAGUCUUUGCCUUUCUGUCUUAGCUGUGGCUUCAAAGGUCUCGACUGAGCUCAGUGCGGACUUUACCUGAGAGGUCAGAGGUCAGAGGAAGCAGCAGGGACCCAGAGCUGCGUGAGGAAGGCCUACGGAGUGGAGGGAGUCUUCACAGAGCCAGGUUUGGCUCAGAGAGGGGAAAUCCUCGAGUGUCCAUCAGCAGACACAGGAAACUUUCCACUGCAUCAAGUCCAUGCUCGUAUAAGGUGUGGAUGGCAGAGGAAGAGAAGGAGGUGGAUCACUUUGGCUAUGUCCUGGCUGGGUCACCUGUUACUCCAGAGAGGGGUGAGUUAUUACAACCAAGACAAGAGCAUGAGACAAAUCAUGAUUUAUCUUAACAAUUUUUGUAACAUUUUGCUUAUCAAGUGUUAAUUAUCUUGAAUACUUGCUUAUCAGAUCUUCUUCUCCUCACUUUCUUUCUUACAUAUUCACAUUCCUAGUUUGCAGAUCAUCUAAGACUGGGCGAAGAAACCCAAAACUCAAGAGUAAUCUGUCUCUUGUGGUGAUAAAUCCCACCCAAGAGUAUGAAAUCAUGUGCAAUAAGUCCUGCCCAAAUAACAGUGUCGUUAUACAACCCAACGGCCCUGAUCGUUCUGUGGCAACUAGUCCCAAAAUUUCACCUUUCCCCUCUCCAACUAUCGUUGAUCCAUUGCCUCCUGAGGACACAAACCAUGUGGAAACUCUGGCUUUGGCCUCACCUUUGAUGAAUAAACAAGAAGAGGAGGGUUGUGAGGGAAGUGUCGCAGAUCAAAGAGACUCCACUGAGAAAAAUCCGCUCACUGAAGGCUCUGAAUGUGGGAUCAGAGCUGUGGGUGACCUAGGGGAAGCCCAAGGGAAAGGCAGGUAUGAAUACAUGGAUAUCAGGCAAUGUGACUCUACUGAGGGAGAAGAGCAGGCAUGGGAGAAAAGUGGGAGUCAAGUAUCCGAAGCAGGGAUGGAGGAAGUGGACCCAAUCAUGGAGGUGUUGAAAAAAGAGCAUGAAGAGGAAGAGGGGAGGUACCACAACACAAAUAAACAACCUCUUCAAGGGAAUCUGAGCAGCACGGUCAUGCCCAGGCCAGAUGUGCUCACAGCUGGGGGAGAAGAGGUGGAGGACUAUGAGGAGAUGACCAGACUUGGAGUGGUGCCCGGUGGGUGGGAGCAAGCAGACUACCAGAACCUCCCAGUGAAGGGAAGGACAGUUACUGAGGAGACCGGCAGCGGCAGGUGUGCAGGGAUUGGAGGAUACAUCAAGGUGUGUGCUGGCAUGGGGGAACCUGGCAGCAACACAUCUUUUGACAACCCAGACUACUGGCACAGCAGACUGUUCAUCAAGCCAGAUGCUGUACGCACCUAAUAAUGUGGCCAGGGACUUUGACUGUUACCUAUGUUUCUCUCAAUAUUAUGGUAAUUCUGUAAUGAUUUUCAGCUUCUUUCAAUUCCAGCAUCCAAUAAACUUUUAAAAUAAAGUUAUUUAAGAAACACUCCUCCCCCCCUACCCAGGAAAGUCACUGUACAGUUUGUGCAGAAAUACAUACUCCAGAAUACGGUAUGGAACAAAUAAAUUGAACUAAAUACUGUUGCAGGCGAGACAGUUGUUUGGCUGUGAAAUUGGUAAGUAGUUCCUGCAGUACAAAAAGGGAUAAAGAUACUAUGCAACUAUUAUUGUGGCAAUAUUGUAAUGAAUAGGCUUUAGUCGUCUUGUGUGUUUUGUGGUAGUGAAUUAGGAUGACCAUGUACCAUUUUUGUAUACCUGUCAUACCGUCAAGUAUUAUACAAAAGAAUAAAAUUAUUUUGCAAAUAC